This is a messenger RNA of Penicillium cinerascens, 2838 nucleotides long. It is a transcript of the gene chsA, whose product is annotated as chitin synthase I. Gene Ontology annotation, molecular function: chitin synthase activity. The record is from RefSeq and is a predicted model, not a curated record. Lineage: Eukaryota; Fungi; Ascomycota; Eurotiomycetes; Eurotiales; Aspergillaceae. The coding region runs from base 85 to 2838 and encodes 917 amino acids. Gene Ontology annotation, cellular component: cell periphery; cell septum. The transcript has 4 exons.
CUCCAACCGAGCCACCCCUGCUACCAACUAGCAGCAAGCCUGAGGACGGGCUCAGUUCCGCCGAACUCAAAUUCGACGCUGACGAUGUCCUACAACCGAGUUGAUCCCUUUAGGGAUGAGCAUCAUGAGCCCAUGAUGAACCCUUCUCAUGUCACCAGCUAUACCAAUCGCACCCCCUCUCCGGGCCGACACCUGAACUCCUACCAGCUCCAAGACAACCCCUACACUCCUACGGGGCAUCUGCCCAUGCCCUCGAGCGAUCGUCUCGCCGACCAACCCACUUACUCGGUUGAGAACAUCCACAAUUCCUACGGUCACAAUGAAGCUUACGAGGGCCACCAACCUUAUGGGUAUGCGGAUUACACGGUCGACCCCGAAGCUCACCACGACGCCUACUUUACGCAACCUUACCAACCGUCGCACGAUGACUACGACCUAGGCUCAUACCCAGAGCCUAGCCAAACCCCUUACGAUGAUAAUGCGCCCAUGUUGCAAGUUAGCGAAAACCCCUUCGGGCCGGACCCGUACAACGGCGAUUUCCAGGAUGAACCACGCCCAACCCCCAGCCCUGCACCUAUUCGACGAUGGAAGACCGUUAAGGAAGUCCAAUUGUUCAAUGGCAACCUCGUCCUUGAUUGUCCCAUUGCCCCGAAACUGCUCAGCCAGGUGCCGCACGCUGAAGCCCCCGGUCGUGAUGAGUUCACUCACAUGCGGUAUUCAGCCGCGACUUGCGAUCCCGCGGACUUCUUCGAGGAACGCUUUACUCUGCGCCAAAAGCUCUUCGCAAAACCCCGCCACACUGAGCUGUUCAUUGUAGUGACCAUGUACAACGAAGACGAUUUCCUGUUCGCUCGCACCAUGUCCGGUGUUUUCAAGAACAUUGACCAUAUGUGUUCGCGCACUAGCAGCAAAACCUGGGGCAAGGAUGCUUGGAAGAAGAUCGUGGUUUGCAUUAUUAGUGACGGUCGUGCGAAGAUCAACCCGCGAACUCGUGCUGUCCUAGCAGCUCUGGGUGUGUACCAGGACGGAAUUGCCAAACAGCAGGUCAACGGCAAGGACGUGACGGCGCACAUUUACGAGUAUACCACCCAGGUCGGCUUGGAGGUCAAGGGCACCCAGGUUCACCUGAAGCCCCGCGCGGGCCCGCCGGUGCAGCUGAUUUUCUGUUUGAAGGAAAAGAACCAGAAGAAGAUCAACUCUCACCGCUGGUUCUUCCAGGCGUUCGGCCGCGUUUUGGAUCCUAACAUUUGUGUGCUCCUCGAUGCCGGUACCAAACCCGGUGGAGACUCGAUCUACCAUCUGUGGAAGGCAUUCGACGUCGAGCCUAUGUGUGGUGGUGCUUGUGGUGAGAUCAAGGUCAUGUUGUCAAAGGGAAAGAAGCUGCUGAACCCGCUGGUGGCUGGUCAGAACUUUGAGUACAAGCUGAGCAAUAUUCUUGACAAGCCGUUGGAAUCUGCAUUCGGUUUCAUUACUGUGUUGCCCGGUGCUUUCUCUGCUUACCGAUUUGUCGCUCUGCAGAACGACAAGAACGGCCAGGGCCCACUCGAACGAUACUUCCUGGGUGAGAAGAUGCACGGUGCUAACGCCGGUAUUUUCACCGCCAACAUGUACCUGGCCGAGGAUCGUAUCCUGUGUUUCGAGAUCGUCUCCAAGCGGAAAUGUCGCUGGCUGCUGCAGUACGUCAAGUCUUCGACCGGUGAAACCGACGUGCCGGACCGCAUGGCGGAGUUCAUUCUCCAGCGUCGUCGUUGGCUGAACGGUAGUUUCUUCGCUGCUGUCUACGCCAUUACCCACUUCUAUCAGAUCUUCCGGAGUGAUCACAGCUUCCUCCGCAAAUUCGCGCUGAUGAUCGAGUUCGUCUAUCAAACUGUCGCGAUGAUCUUUGCGUGGUUCGGUAUCGGUAACUUCUUCUUGGUUUUCCACAUUCUCACGACAUACCUGGGCGACAAGGCGCUUCUAGGCACCGUUGGUCAAAUUCUGGGUAUUGUCUUCGAAUGGCUCUACCUAGCAACUUUGGUAACGUGUUUCGUCCUGGCUCUCGGUAACCGACCCGGUGGGUCGAACAAGUUCUACAUGACAAUGGUGUACUUCUGGAUUUUCAUCAUGCUAUACCUGUCUUUCGCAGCAGUGUUUGUGACCGUGAAAUCCAUUCAGACGGAAGUGAAAGAGAACAAUUUCACUGUCAGCCAACUGUUUACCAACAAGACCUUCUUCUCGAUCAUUGUCUCACUUGGCUCGACCUACGUCAUGUGGUUUAUUGCGUCCUUCAUCUUCAUGGACCCAUGGCACAUGUUCACCUCUUUCAUCCAGUACAUCCUGCUGACACCGACCUACAUCAACGUUCUCAAUAUCUACGCCUUCUGUAACACUCACGACAUCACGUGGGGAACCAAGGGCGACGACAAGGCCGAGAAACUGCCCUCCGCAACCCUGAAGCCCGGCGGCAAGGUCGACGUCAACAUCCCCCAGGACGAUGGCGACCUGAACGCGCAGUACGAAGCCGAAUUGAAGAAGUUCGCCACGAAGCCGCCCAAGGAGGUCACCAUCAUCUCGGAGGAGGAGCGCCAGGCCGACUAUUACAAGGGAUUCCGCAGUGCCGUCGUGUUGGCUUGGGUGUUCUGCAACUUCGCCCUCGGCGCCGUGGUCCUGAGCGCUGCCGGUCUGGAGACCUUCGACAAGACGAGCAGCAGCAGUAGCAGCAAUUCUCUAGACCUGACGCAAAACGAGCGCUCGCUCAUCUACAUGGAGGUUGUUUUGUGGAGUGUGGCUGCACUUUCGAUGUUCAAGUUUGUCGGGGCGAUGUGGUACCUGGUGGUUCGGAUGUUCCGAGGCGUUUGA